AUGGCUCUCCCGACGCGUCGCCGUCCCGGUGCGCUCCUACUGCUCCUCGUCGUCGGCCUCGCGCUCGCGGUGUCCUUCAGCUGCGCACACGCAGUCCGAGUCCCCGCCGCCCUUCAGGAUGGCGGCACCGAGGCCGCUCACCAAGGACAAGCACCGGCCGGCAGCGGAGCCGUGCCGCUCGAGCACGCCGCCGCCGACAAGCAAGUCCACGACCACGAGCACGUCAGCGAGGGGGUCAUGCGCGUGUCCUCCGGCAGCGGCGGCGGCUCCGAAGGGGGUUCUGGUUCUCGUUCCAGCAGCGGAUCAAGUGGCGGUUCUGGUUCUCGUUCCGGCAGUGGAUCAUCAGGCGGCGGUUCUCGUUCUCGUUCCGGCAGCGGGUCAAAGGGCGGCGGUUCCCGUUCCGGCGGUGGAUCAAGAGGCGGUGGUAGUUCUCGUUCCGGCGGCGGCUCGAGAGGCACCACGAACUAUGAUAGCGUGCUUGACUUGCUCGAUUACGACGCCACCGCAUCGGCGACGGCGAUGAGAGACGGGACGAGGCUGCUCUGCGUGGCCACCCACCUCCAGGGCGCAUCCUGCAAAGGAGGACGAGGCGGUGGUGGCGGCGGCGGGUCAGGAAGAGGUGGCGGCGGCGGGUCGGGAAGAGGCCGCUCCGGCUCCGGCCGCCCGUUCCUCGGCGGGGUCGGUGCGGGCGCCGCCGCCGGCGUCGGCGCGAGGACGGCCUCGGGAGGAUCGCACGGCCACCACAGCGCCGCAGCGGGUGGCGCGGGCGGGCCUGGCGUGUGGAGGGUGGCCGCAGCCGGCGCCGCCCUCACCGCUGCGGCGCUCGCCUGGUUCUGA
Miscanthus lutarioriparius is the source of this 837-nucleotide messenger RNA. The record is from the annotation of a GenBank genome assembly. Lineage: Eukaryota; Viridiplantae; Streptophyta; Magnoliopsida; Poales; Poaceae.